Molecule: messenger RNA, 1125 nt
Organism: Zeugodacus cucurbitae (melon fly)
Lineage: Eukaryota; Metazoa; Arthropoda; Insecta; Diptera; Tephritidae
Gene: Pnn
Product: pinin
Exons: 3
Coding region: 107-1054 (315 amino acids)
Cellular component (GO): catalytic step 2 spliceosome
Source: RefSeq, a predicted model, not a curated record
CCGUUAGGCUGAAAUUAAGAUUGAAUUAAUAAUUUGUUUCUGCAGAGACUCCAAAAAUCUAUUAUAUUCGAUCUCUAAUAUUUAUGUAUUUUUAAGCCAACAGAAUAUGGAUUCAGAUAUAUCCAACUGUUGUCAAGUAUUGCAGCAAGAACUUGAAGAUGCAAAGUGUCAUUUGGACGUUCUUAACAACAAUAUACGAAAGAUUGUUGGUCGGCCAAGGGAUCUGGGAAAUGAUAAAAACGUUGAAGACAACUCCAAAGAUGAAUGUUCUCAGAAAUAUGCAACUGAAAGAAAGAGCAGAAGGACACAGGAAGUAAAAUCGGUGUUUAACCGAUUAUCAAUAUCAAAUGAUGAUUUAAGGCCGAGAUUGAGUUCACGCGUAAUAAAGGAAUUACCAACAAGACAAGACGUGUUAAAAGCUCAGGAAUCCGAUUUAGAAUCCAGAGCCAGAAAUCGGAGAAUGUUUGGAUCUCUCUUAGGUACAUUGCACAAAUUUUGUCAAGAGGAAUCUCGUUUAAAACUGAAAGAAGAUAAAAAGGCACAAGUGGAAAAAAAGUUGGAACAGCAACAAUUACUUGAACGAGAAGCAUUAAGAAAAGAACGUGAUUGUCUCUUAUUGAAUCGACAGAAAAAACAGGAAAAAAUUACAGCUAUAGAGUUGAAACUAAAUCGGUUAAAAGAUUUUACUGCAUUUGAAAACACAUCAAAAAACUGUAGGGGCUGUAUUAAAACAAAGACGAAGCCUUCGCUUUUCUAUAGGCCAUAUAAAUUCAGCAAAAAAACUCAAUUUCUUUUAAAUAAUAGUCGGCAAUCCAUGGAGUCAGAAAUGAGAAGUCGAAAAAUAAUGCUUAAUAGUGAACUGAAAGAGUUUGAUUUCGAAAAUGACACUGAAGACAAUAAUGACAAAGGAACCGCAUCAAAUCAAAACACCAUAAACAUAAUUAAUAAACCAUGCUUAGUUCAAGGGGAGUUGGAGUUCAAAGAGAAUAAAUCUAGGAAUUCGAACGAACCAACUUUAAUUAGCAGUAUAAUUGUUGUUAAAAACAAUAAAUAGGCUUGUAUUUUUCUGUUAAUAUAAAAUUAUCGAAUAAAUCUAAGUAAUUUACUUUGAUACGAUAAACUCAA